Molecule: messenger RNA, 1167 nt
Organism: Ctenocephalides felis (cat flea)
Lineage: Eukaryota; Metazoa; Arthropoda; Insecta; Siphonaptera; Pulicidae
Exons: 5
Coding region: 24-1124 (366 amino acids)
Biological process (GO): negative regulation of cell growth
Source: RefSeq, a predicted model, not a curated record
UAGUCUUGCGAGCGCCAAGAGACAUGGGGGCAAUGGAUGACCACUGGAGCACCUCGUCUGCACCACGCGUUCCACGUCUCCGGAUGACUAAAGUUCACAUACCUUUCACAUUCAGGGUACUUGAUUCAUCCAAUUCUGAACCUUAUAAUGAACUUCGUUGCGCAGUAUCAUCCCGCGUGGCGUACUCCCUGCUCGCAUUUUGGGCUGUGCCCAUAAUUGACCUGCACCGGGCUCUGUGGAGGCCUUGGCCCGAACUCAGAGCUCUCCUUGAGACCCUUGCCUACAAAGGUAGCCCUGAAAAGGAAACGGAAGCUGAGAAUCCUGCUACCGAAAAGUAUUGUGAUUGUGAUAAAAGUUGUGACAGUGAAAAAGUAUCUUGUGAAAAAUGUUCUUAUAGUGAUGAGAAAGAUGGAUUAAAGUUCAGAAGGAAAGGAGAUACGCCAUUUAGUCAUGCGCAUCGCGAAUGCAGGACCGGUGUCGCCCACGAGGAGAAGUCGAUGACAUUGAGGCCUCCAUGGCCUGGAGAGCCUGGGCCACUUGGAGAACCUCCGAGGCAGGAUUAUCCUUUGGUAGUGUUACUCAAACGAGAGGAUGAUCAAACCGAAAACGAUCUGCAAAGUUCCGAUGAGACUGUCGCUUUGGUGAAUGUUGUUCAUCUGCGAGAUCCAGUCUGCCCUUUACCUACAUCUAUGUUAGGACAAUAUUUAAAACAAAGCAGUGGUCAAUUAUCGACGCUAAAGCAAUUGUACCUGGCCACACCAGGUGAUACCAACAGCGCAAACGACAUGACCCAGGCGCAGUUUUCGGCCAGUGACCGUGAUUCGACCUAUUCUAGUCUGAUAGGGCAACCCGACCAGCUCUGCGUCGUGUGUCAAUGUUUUCCGCUGUCGAGGGCUCUGCUUCCUUGCAGGCACACGUGUAUAUGUGCAAUUUGUUUUAGUAAAUUAGAUAGAUGCCCGAUGUGCAGGGCACCGAUAUCAUCGUUCUUCACGAUUCGAGCCGAGGAUUACAUCCCGCAGUCGGCGAUUCCCGCCCACCACACGACGAGGAGCGGCAAAGGCGGCGCGGCCAUGUGGCUGGACGCGCUCAACGACAGGCUCACCGACUUCCUCGGAUUUCGAUAGCGACCGUAGUAUUAGGUUAGUUUUAAUUAAGAUGUUUAUUGAU